Molecule: messenger RNA, 2397 nt
Organism: Lactuca sativa (garden lettuce)
Lineage: Eukaryota; Viridiplantae; Streptophyta; Magnoliopsida; Asterales; Asteraceae
Source: RefSeq, a predicted model, not a curated record
AUGGAUGGUUUUCAUGAGCUUGUUGUUAAUACUUUGAAUAGUGUUGAAUUCCUUGAUGUUAACAGUAUGGUGGCUUUUAAAAAGAAACUUCAGUUUCUCAAGUCGGCAAUUCGAAAAUGGAAUCUUGAUAAUAGGUUGUUGUUCAAGACGGAAAAAGCUAAUCUUAGUUUUGUUAUUGCAGCUAUGGAUGCUCUGGUUGAUAGUGGGGUUGCUUCGAAAGACGAUUUGAUUCUUAGACAGCAUUCAGUAAAAAAGUUAACUGAUAUUCUUAAUGAUGAAUCUAAAGACUUAUCUCAAAAAGCUAAGAUUAAUUGGUCUGUGGAAGGAGAUGAAAAUUCUAAGUUUUUCCAUGGUAUUCUUAAGAAAAAGCGAAGACAAAUGGCAAUCAAAGGAAUUAUGAAAGAUGGGAAUUGGCUUGAAGACCCUAAUUUAAUAAAAUCAGAAUUUUUUGAACAUUUUAGUCAUCGUUUCUCUCCUAUAGUAUCUUCUCGGAUGUGUGAUCGUGCUCCAGGGCCCGAUGGUUUUUCUUUCGUUUUCUUUAAGGCAUUCUGGUCGAUUAUUGAGAAAGAUGUUGUUCGUUUUGUUGAAGAUUUCUUUAUAACAAGUCAUUUUCCAAAAGGGUGUAACUCUUCUUUUAUUGCUUUGAUCCCUAAAAUUACUUCCCGAAAGUUUGUUUCUGGUUUUAGACCUAUUAGUCCGAUAGGUUGUCAAUAUAAAAUUAUCGGCAAGCUUUUAGCUAAUCGAUUAAGCUUGGUUAUUGGCAGUUGUAUUAGUCCUGAGCAAUCUGCUUUUAUUAAAGGCAGAAAUAUUUUGGAUGGUCCUGUGAUUCCUAAUGAAAUUAUGGAGUGGUAUCGAAAACGAAAAUCAAAGUUGCUUGUGUUUAAAGUGGAUUUUGAAAAAGCCUUUGAUUCGUUAAGAUGGGAUUUUUUAGAUCUUAUGAUGGAAGAAAUGGGUUUUGGUUCUAAAUGGAGAAGAUGGAUUGAAGGUUGCCUUAUGAAUGCUCGUCCUUCCAUUUUGGUUGAUGGUUCUCCCACGGCCGAAUUUGAUAUUUGCAGAGGUCUUCGUAAAGGUUAUCCUUUAUCCCCUUUUCUAUUUAUUAUUGCAAUGGAAGGCUUACAUGCAGUAAUUCGAAAGGCGAUGUUUAUUGAUCUCUUCAAAGGUGCUCCGAUUAGUGGUAUUUCUCAUCUUAUGUACGCAGAUGAUGUGAUUUUUUUGGGGGAAUGGAAGGCUCGCACCCUUUCUAUUAGAGGCCGAAUGGUGCUGCUUGAAGUUGUCCUUGGGAAUCUCCCUACUUAUUAUAUGUCCAUUUACAGGAUGUCGGUAGAUGUAGAAACAAGAUUGGAAUCUAUUCGCAAUAGUUUUUUUGUGGGUGGUGACUUGGAAGAUAUGAAGAUGACUUGGAUUGCUUGGAAAAAGUGUUUGGAUAGUAAAGAACUCGAGGGUUUAGGCAUUGAUAGGGGUAUUGAUAAAGCUUGCAUUAAUAGUUCUUUGAUGUCUCCAUGGAAGAUGACGAUCAAUGCAGUCAUAUCCCUUUCAAAAAAAGGUUUAGAUCUUUUAUCCUUGUGUGUUCGAAACAUUGGGAAAGGGAAUUCUACUUUAUUUUGGGAGGACGUUUGGUGUGGUGAUAUCCCUUUAAAAACUCAGUUCCCUAGGGUUUUUGCGCUUGAUUUGGAGAAAAAUUGUACAGUGACUUACAGAUUAAAGUUGUGUGAUUGGUUUUCAAUUUUUAGACGCCAUCCUAGAGGAGGUGAGGAGUUGGUUCAAUUUACUGCCUUAAAGUCUUUUGUUGGCCUCGUGGUUCUUGGUGAGAAUCAAGACUAUUGGUUGUGGUCUCCUAAUGCUUUUGUGGGUUACACAAUUGCUUCUGCUAGGACUACGAUUGAUUCCCAAUUUUUAGAGAUCUCUUCUCAAUCUACUAGAUGGAAUCGCUUCCUGCCUUCCAAAGUUAAUAUUUUGUUUUGGAGACUGCGCUUGAAUAAAGUUAAUACCAUAGUGAAUUUAGAUAGACAUGGAAUUGACAUUGGUUCUGUGUUUUGUCCUAUUUGUGGCAAUGAUGUUGAUACCGUCAAUCAUCUUUUAUUUACUUGUGGUCAGGCAAUGGAUUUAUGGAGUCUUGUUUCUAGAUGGUGGGAGGUGGAUAUGCCUUUAUUUUCCUCUAUCUCGGUAUGGCUUUCUUGGUUAGAUUCAACUCGUUUGUCUAUCCAGAUCAAGAGAUGUCUAGAUGCGGUAGUUAACACCAUGUUUUGGGCGUUAUGGUCUUUUCAAAAUAGUUUUCUAUUUGCGAAAGACAAACCUCGUAAGACGGUCAUUUGGGAUUCGAUUCAAUCUCAAUCUUUUUUUGGAUUGAUUCUAGAUGUUCUAAGUUUAGAAUUAACAGGGUUGAUGGGUGAAAACUGA